CUGGAUCAACCAGCUGUUCCACUGAAACGGAACGGCAGGAACCAACGUAAGACACAGGUGGAUCCAAUCGAGUUCAAGAUCGAUUCGCGCCGCCGAGGGCUCCGUCAGCUUCGCUCCUCGGAUGGUCAAACAGCAACAGCCAUUGGAUUUCUUCUUGACACUCCUUUGACCCCGUUUUCCUUGUAGCUUUUUGCGAUCCAUAGCGUUUUCGAUCAAAGAUCGAAGCGAUUGACAUGUUCAUCCCAUAAACAAGCAGUUCGCCAAACGUUUUCUGUUAAGCGGGCGACUUCUGAAUCACGCGGCAAGAUGGCGUCCCGUUACAAGGACAAGGACGCCGGCGUCGUGCUCUCCUUUGGCGGCCAAUGGGUUAGUUGGUCGCACACGGCCGUUGCUUACAUGGCCUUCUUAAGCGCCCUUGUCGUCGGCUCCGCGCUCCAUUAUCGCAAGAUCGUCCAGAACGAAUGGUACGGCUACCCGGACGAAUGGUUCCCGUCCGUCUCAGCUACAAUUGGCGAUCGAUACCCUGAGCGCUCCAUCUUCAUGAUCUUCAUCGCCAUUACUUCCGGUCCGAGAUUUGCCCUCGUUGGACUUUGGUACCUCCUCACUGCGAAGCCUGGCCGCACCCUUCCUAAAGCAAUCGCCAUUUCCGGCGUCAUUCGGACGCUAACAUGUGGUGGGUGGACGUAUAUCACGUCUACCGACGAUCACGACUGGCACGAUAUCUUGAUGAUCUCGUACAUCGUAUUCACAAUUCCGUGGACGACGGGGUGCAUUGCGCUCAGUCCACCAAACGCGAAAGCUAUCAAGUACAGAAAAUAUCUGGCUGGAGGCUUCUUCGGCACCCUCAUACCGUUGAUUUACUUCUUCAUCCAGCACAAGGUUCACCGAGUGCCGGGGGCUUACACUAUCUACGCCUUCUUCGAAUGGUCGCUGAUCUUCUUUGACGUUGCCUUCGACGCCGUAACGGCUCUGGACUUUGACACUUUUGAGUUGGUUGUCAGGGAUGUCAAGGGCGCAAGCAAGGGUGUCAACACAUCGUCCGUGCCUACUGCUGUCCUGGAAAAGGAGAAGGAAAAGGCCACCGGUGGGGUCUUCUCUGCUGGCUUCCGCCUGAACGAGGCCUUGGACAUUGCGGCCGACGUGUAUCACGGUUUCGUCUUCUGGUCCAUCUUGACCAGCCUUGGUGUGGUUAUCUGGUACUUUCCGCUCUGGCACAUGGGCAUCUCGGGCUACGAAGCCCUCGUCAUGUCCACCAUCUCGCCCAGUCUUCUCGCCAUCAGACCGCUCCGCUCCUUGAUCGUGAAGAACCAACGCGUCACCCAUCUUCUCUCAAUUGCAGGCUUGCUAGCAUACCUGGUUAAAGACCCGGUGUCCCGACUGUUCACAGUUGGCUUCGGCGUCUGGAUGGGUUGCCUUGGAUGGGCCGCCACUUGGUAUUCCGACUCAGCGCAGCCUGCUAGGCUGGAAGCCCGUAUUCUCGCGUGGACAAUCGGUCUGCUCAUGUCUUCUAUUGCCAAGUUUGCGUGGUACACGAACAACCCCAUCUGGCCCAUCAUGCACGCCGAGAACGGUGGUUGGAACGGGACGGGUUUCGUCCUGGCCGUUCUCGCGGCCCUGAGAUUCACCCGGCGGGCCCCCAUCCAGACCGCCGACGUCCCCGAGAGUAAGGGGUCGGCCCUGCUCUCCGCGUUCGGUAUUGGUGGCCUGUUCUUCGGUCUCCACUCACUACUGUCCGAUACUAGCACAAUGAUCCUCUGGGUUUGGGACGGGUACCCGAUCAGGGGCCCCGUCUCGAAUGUCCACGGUUGGUACACCAUCGCUGCUAUGACGGCUGGUUUACUUACGGGCGUGUUCAAGCCCCGUUUAGUCACCACAUGGACUGCUUAUGGCGUGGCAUGUGUCGGCGCUGCACUGCUGACUCUUUACCAACGGUGGUUCGGCUACUACGGCGGCCUGACGUUGGCUGCCUAUUUGAUGGCCAUCUCUAUGCCUCUGAUUGGGAACGCUGCUAAAAAGAAUCCUGCCGUCACGUUCGGGCUUGGCUUCUUUGUCUAUAACCUCAUGGUUCUCUUCCACGUGUGGGUCGUCGCGUAUGCCUUCGUGCCUGGUGGGCCUCUUGUGCGCGAACACACGGAUUGGAUCAUGAUUACCAUGAUGCUCCUAAUUGGCGCUGGUGUGUUUGACUUCAUCUCGCAGCAGGCCAGGUCCGGCCGUAAGGACGACCGCCGCCGUGCUGCCAAUACGAGCCACCGGAAGUACCACCUCGGCGCUCUCGGCGUCCUCAACAUCAUCUUCCUCUGCGCCAACUUCCUCCGUUUUCCCACCAACGACUACAAGCCGUACCACGCCAAGGAUCGACUCUUCACGGCCGGCAUUUGGACCAUCCACUUCUCGCUUGACAACGACAUGUGGUCUUCUGAAUACCGCAUGCGCGACUUGAUCAAGGAGAUGGAAGUAGAUGUAAUCGGACUGUUGGAGUCCGACCUGCAACGCAUCAUCAUGGGCAACCGCGAUACGACGCAGUUCCUAGCGGAGGACCUAGGCAUGUAUGUCGACUACGGCCCGGGCCCGAACAAACACACGUGGGGCGCCGCGCUGCUGUCCAAAUUCCCCAUCCUCAACUCAACCCACCACCUACUGCCCAGCCCCGUGGGCGAGCUGGCCCCUGCCAUCCACGCCACGCUCGACAUCUACGGCACCCCGGUCGACGUGUUUGUGUUCCACUCGGGCCAGGAGGAAGAUCCCGAGGACCGCCGUCUCCAGUCCGAGUACCUGGCCAAGCUGAUGGGUUCCUCGACUCGCCCCAGCGUCUUGCUCUCGUAUCUCGUCACAAAGCCCCUCGAGGGCAACUACAACACGUACGUCUCGGAGUUGAGCGGCAUGCACGACGUCGACUGGACCGACUGGGACCGGUGGUGCGAGUACAUACUCUUCAAGGGACUCCGCCGCACGGGCUAUGCUCGCGUCAGCAGAAGCACCAUCACCGAUACCGAGUUGCAGGUGGCCAAGUUUGUAGUGCCCGCCACCGAGGAGGAAAGGGCCGCUGCCUGGACACUCGAAAAGGACCUCCGCGACAGGCGCGUGCAUGAGGACGAGGUCCCUGAGGGCUGGCGGUUCCCGGCUUUGUUUAGAGGCGAGGGCGUCAGGGGCCAUCGGUAUCAUGUUUUUGAUGAGCCGAGGUACUUUAACUAUUAGACAGGAAAAAGGGGUAAGAAUGAGUGCUGGGAGAAAGGAGGCGGGUGAGGAUGUAUUUAGGAAGAAGGGGAGGGAGUUAAUAUCCUUGUGUGUCUGGUUGAUACUAAGUCUUUCGCAUAUAUGUGUUGCACUGGAUAAACAUGGUGUUGGUUAUCUUUGCUCAAUUGCGGGCUUGUCUAGUGCCAUAGCUAGGUUAUUUCGGCUCUUAUACAGCUACUGGCUCGAUGAGAAGUUGGCUUGGGAUGUUCGCUGGGAAGUUGGUCCUGGAUCGCCGUCUGAGAUUCUGAGGUGGCGUUGAGCCUCGGUUCUGUCCUAGUCUGGCGUCUGGCCAAGGGCUCUGAUUGUUUGCGAGUAUGUAGGGGGUUGUGGUACAAUACAGGAAGGACUAGUAUGCUACCGGAGCAAACUAUCGCGGUUCACUGCAGUUACUCAGGCUCUGCCAGAGACUCGCUUUACACUGCAGGCCAUAUUUCGCGAUUCGACUCUAC
This is a messenger RNA of Canariomyces notabilis, 3683 nucleotides long. RefSeq lists its product as uncharacterized. Lineage: Eukaryota; Fungi; Ascomycota; Sordariomycetes; Sordariales; Chaetomiaceae. Gene Ontology annotation, cellular component: endoplasmic reticulum. The transcript is spliced from 8 exons. Gene Ontology annotation, biological process: GPI anchor biosynthetic process; fungal-type cell wall organization. The record is from RefSeq and is a predicted model, not a curated record. The coding region runs from base 307 to 3195 and encodes 962 amino acids.